Fibroporia radiculosa is the source of this 369-nucleotide messenger RNA. RefSeq lists its product as uncharacterized. Gene Ontology annotation, cellular component: cytoplasm; nucleus. Lineage: Eukaryota; Fungi; Basidiomycota; Agaricomycetes; Polyporales; Fibroporiaceae. The coding region runs from base 1 to 369 and encodes 122 amino acids. Gene Ontology annotation, biological process: tRNA thio-modification; protein urmylation. The transcript is spliced from 2 exons. Gene Ontology annotation, molecular function: protein tag activity. The record is from RefSeq and is a predicted model, not a curated record.
AUGUCCGCCACAUCCUCUCCAGCCAUCUCGCUCAAGGUCGAGUUUGGCGGCGGGCUUGAACUGCUCUUCUCGAACGAACGGUCGCAUACGGUGACGAUCCCCGCUCGCGCACCGUCCCCGGCGGGCGCAGACACCGACGUGCACCCCCCGGGAGGAGGCGGUCGGCCGGCGGACAUCGCUUUUCUGAUCGCAUGGCUGAGGGCCAACCUGCUGCAAGAGCGGGCAGAGCUCUUUGAGGAGAACGGGACAGUGCGGCCGGGGAUCCUCGUGCUGGUCAACGACACGGACUGGGAGCUGGAAGGCGAGGGCGAGUACGUGCUGAAGGACGGAGACGAGAUCGUCUUCAUCUCCACGCUCCAUGGGGGCUGA